Messenger RNA from Purpureocillium lilacinum, 1440 nucleotides. RefSeq lists its product as uncharacterized. Gene Ontology annotation, cellular component: RNA polymerase I core factor complex. Gene Ontology annotation, molecular function: RNA polymerase I core promoter sequence-specific DNA binding; TBP-class protein binding. The record is from RefSeq and is a predicted model, not a curated record. Gene Ontology annotation, biological process: nucleolar large rRNA transcription by RNA polymerase I. Lineage: Eukaryota; Fungi; Ascomycota; Sordariomycetes; Hypocreales; Ophiocordycipitaceae.
AUGGGAUACAAGGACAAAAGCAGCAGGCUGGCCGCCUUCGUGCGCGGUAGCUCUGACAGCGGGAUCGCCACCGCCACAGCGCCUGCCAGCACAGCGCCUGCCAACCCCAACGUCGAGGCCCCGGAUGAGAAGCACCCAUCAACACCGCGUAGGCGUCCGUCCGCGCAAAGCCGGCAGCAGCUUGCCGAUGCCGUCAAGAUGCCUAUCCCUAUCCAUCCUCGGAAUCCUGCCCCAGUGCUGCACGAACCCAAGGCGGAAGCCGGUCAGGGGAAGCUCCAGUCCCCACGACGCAAUAUGCUGCCGCCCUCUUCUUUCCCCCCGGUGCCCAGAGACUCUGACAGCAACCACGGCGACAUCUUCUCUGGCUCGCAGCUCGGUGAUAAUUUCAUGAACUCGGGCCUCUCGACGCCUCAGAACGAGCCUGACAACUUGGACGAAGAGGUUACGCCAACGGCUAAGCGGCGUGAGCAGACCGUCGAAAUACCAUUGGAAGAUCUUGCGCGGCAUUCGCUUGUACAGCGCAGCUCAUCUUUUGUCGUGAAUGAAGAGGGCCGGGUAGCAGUCAUCGACGGCAACAGGCGGAGAAUUCCUCCGCAAAUGAUGGACGGCUUCCGCGAUGAUGGCGAGGACACGUUCGAGCACAAAAGACCUCCAGCCAGGCACACCUUCCAUCAUCGCUUUCCAGUCAUGCCUAACCCCCCAACCACGGUUCGGCCGGCACGAGUGAAAAAGCCCCCUGCCCCUGGUCUACCACCAAAAAUUAUCGAGGAGGCCGACGAGGAACACAGCCCCGUGACAUCGGAGGAGAGUGCAUCUUGGCCAGAACAGCGAACGAGAGAUCAUCACCGAUCGCGGCCUUACGACCAUGGCUGGGACGACAAUCAUGAGCUUCAGAACAACUUUGGAAGUCCGCCCCAAUCAAUACCGGAACCCAAGGUCACGCAAGAGCCGACUAGGCGACCGUCCGUCGCACCCCGGUUGCCGCAGCAGCACCAUUCUAGAGAUCGCAAGCGGCGCCAGCCGAGUGCCGAGUAUGACGACAAUAUGCUGAGUUCCAUGACGUACAAGGACCUGCAAGACGAGCCAUUCGACGGCGGUGACGCGAGACCCAACGGGCUCAAUGGGCGGGAACUAGCCGCCAAGCUCCCGUCAAAACUUGCCCAGUACCGCCACCUCAGCGAUCGGGAACAGAGCCAGAUGUUUGCUUCCCUGUCCAUGGAGGAUUGGGAGACUGCCGGUGACUGGUUCGUUGACCAGUUCACCAACAUCAUGCAGCGCCUGAAGCAAGCGCGGAGGGACAAGCGACGCCUGAUCCGCGACUUUGAAAACGAGGCGGCGGUGCGCGAGGAGGCCGUCCGGCUCCGUUCGGACACGAUUGACAGGCAGUUGGCCAAGAUGCGCCAGGACGGGCUCCGCGUGGUGCAGGACAAGAUUACAUAG